Messenger RNA from Drosophila persimilis, 2293 nucleotides. RefSeq names its product serine/threonine-protein kinase NLK (gene nmo). The record is from RefSeq and is a predicted model, not a curated record. Gene Ontology annotation, biological process: protein phosphorylation; intracellular signal transduction. Gene Ontology annotation, cellular component: cytoplasm; nucleus. NCBI's taxonomy places the organism in Eukaryota, Metazoa, Arthropoda, Insecta, Diptera, Drosophilidae. The transcript is spliced from 7 exons. Gene Ontology annotation, molecular function: MAP kinase activity; ATP binding. The coding region runs from base 226 to 1518 and encodes 430 amino acids.
GCAACCAGCAGCCAGCAACCAGCAACCAGCAUCUCCUCCACCAGCACGCACCACUCCACCACCACAGUCCACUGAGCUCCAUCUGCCUCCAGCGACGGCAAGCAGCAACCAGCAACCAGAACCAGAAUCGAAAGCGGAAUCGGACUCUGAAUCUGAAUCAGAAUCAGCGACACUGCGAGUGCAGCUGCUCAAAUUAUUUAAACCACUCGCCGCCGUAGUCCAUCAAUGAGCGUUUCGAUGUCACUGGUACAGGGUGGUGCUGCCGGUGGUGCGCCUCAGGGCGCCAGCGCAAUAUUGGCCGCAGCGGCCCCGUACUACCAGCCGCCAGCGGUGCCGCAGGAUGUCCAGCCGGAUCGUCCCAUCGGCUAUGGUGCAUUCGGAGUAGUAUGGGCUGUCACAGAUCCUCGGGACGGCAGACGCGUGGCCCUCAAGAAGCUGCCAAAUGUGUUCCAGUCUUUGGUCUCAUCGAAGCGCGUGUUCCGUGAGCUGAAAAUGCUGUGCUUUUUCAAGCACGAGAAUGUUCUUUCGGCCCUGGACAUCUUGCAGCCGCCACAUUUGGAUUUCUUUCAGGAAAUCUAUGUGAUAACGGAGCUGCUGCAAUCGGAUCUGCACAAGAUAAUCGUGUCGCCACAGCACCUAUCCGCCGACCACAUCAAGGUGUUCCUGUACCAGAUACUGCGCGGCCUCAAGUAUCUGCACUCGGCCCGCAUCCUGCAUCGCGACAUCAAGCCGGGCAACCUCCUGGUCAACUCGAACUGCGUGCUCAAGAUAUGCGACUUCGGGCUGGCCCGCGUGGAGGAGCCGGACCAGGCGAAGCACAUGACCCAGGAGGUGGUCACCCAGUACUACCGCGCCCCGGAGAUCCUGAUGGGGGCGCGGCACUACUCGUCGGCGGUGGACGUGUGGUCGGUGGGCUGCAUAUUCGGGGAGCUGCUCGGCCGGCGCAUCCUGUUCCAGGCGCAGAACCCCGUCCAGCAGCUGGAGCUGAUCACGGAGCUGCUGGGCACCCCCACCAUGGAGGACAUGCGGCACGCCUGCGAGGGGGCCCGGACCCACAUGCUGCGGCGCGCCCCCAAGCCGCCCUCCUUCUCGGUGCUGUACACCCUCAGCUCCCAUGCCACACACGAGGCGGUGCACCUGCUCUGCCAGAUGCUGGUCUUCGAUCCGGACAAGCGAAUCUCCGUCACAGACGCCCUGGCGCAUCCGUAUCUGGACGAAGGACGGCUGCGCUACCACUCGUGCAUGUGCAAAUGCUGCUUCACUACCUCAGCCGGGAUGCGCCAGUACACAGCCGACUUCGAGCCCUCCGCCGGCCAGCCCUUCGACGAUCUAUGGGAGCGCAAGCUCACCUCCGUGCAGCAGGUCAAGGAGGAGAUGCACAAGUUCAUUGCCGAGCAGCUGCAGACGGGUCGGGUGCCGCUCUGCAUCAAUCCGCAGAGUGCGGCCUUCAAGAGCUUUGCCAGCUCGACUGUGGCCCAUCCUUCGGAACUGCCGCCGUCGCCGCAUCAAUGGGAAUGACGGCAAAAUGAGGCCAUUGCUGCCUAAAAUCGAAAUAAAAGCAAACACAAAAGCAAAAGCAAAAGCAAACCAACAGCCAAACCAUCAGGGAAGGAGCUAUCAGUCGCAAUCGCAAUCGGAGUCGCAGUCGCAGUCGCAGUCGCAGUCGGUGUCUCAGAACCUGAACCUGAACCCAAUCCCAAUCCCAAGAGACAACCUAGACAAAAUUCAGCCAGGAACAACGAUUCAAUGAUGUUGUGCAAGCGCCAAACAACUUUUAAGUGGGCGUUCCGUCUGUUUAAAGCAUUCCACCACCGAAAUUAACAACUACAACAAAAGCAAAACAAAUAAUUAAUAAUACUGUAGACAAACAAACAAACAAACAAACAAAACAAACAAAUAACGUAACGUAACUCAACUGAAACUAGUCUAAACUGAAAAAAAAGGAAAAACAAAAAACAAAAACAAACAAUUGUAGUUAAAGUAGCAGCAGAUACGCAGGAAAAGAGGAAAAAAACUAAGAAAAAACAAUUUCUUAUAAACAAACGAAAAACCAACAAUAUUAAUUACAACAAUCAUAAGUUGCCGCCAGGAAGGAGGAAAGGCAGGAACAUGUUGUUGUGCUUGACAAGAAUUGAAACGAAUCGAAUCGUCCCUCAAAUUCAAUGCAAAAGAAAGGAUAAUGUUUUAUGUUAAGCUCCUAGAACAGCUCCUAGGAAGUCUAUGUAUGUGUAAAUUAAUUAGCAGCACACAAACACACAGACGUCGUGUCGUAUUCAUGAUUAUUAUUAUUAUA